CCCACAAUCUCAUGGUUCCUAGUCGGAUUCGUUAACCACUGCGCUACAGUGGGAACUCUGAAAAUGUAUCUUUUUAUUCACAAAGUGAAGUUGCUGUUUUAGAGGCUUGAUUAAGGCCAAGAAGAACAAUUUGGUUUUGCUCUUUGGCCAGCCUCGCCUCCUGGAUUUUUCAUCAUUUUCGUUCCUACUUCUUCAUUUGAUUUGUGCUCUCAUCCUGAAAUGUUUUAGUUUAGGGGCCUUUCUCUGCAAACCCCACCCCCACCCCAAGUUAACUCAUCUCAUCUAAACAAGUCAACUUAGGUUUAAAAUGUCCUUUUCUUCCACCUCACUUUUUGUUUCCCAUCAGCAAACAACACGUCUUGUGAAAUACGGACUCUCCACAUCAAGCUUGAGAUCUGAAUCACAAGGCAGCCCUGCCUGCUAUUUAUUAGCCACAUGACCUUUUACAGGGCACUCAUCAAACACUCAGGGAUUUAGUUUCCUCAGUUGGGGCUCUGGAAGGUGCACUCACUAGGUCAGAGGUCAAAGGUGCGGGCUGAAUUUUUGGUUCUGCCACAUUGUUGCUGUAUAACCGGAGGCAGGCUGCUUGGGCUACGAGCUUAGGAGCUUCAGUUUCUGGAAAAUGGAGAUAAAUAAUCUUCCUUCCAGGGAGGCUGUGAAAGUGAGUUAUGGUGCCACAACUCGGGAUAGGAUCAGAUUCAUCAUUGGACCCCCGGACCUCUCACCCAGGACCCUAAGUACGUACCUUUUGAAGCCUUUAUCUUCACUCCUGACUGAUUGAUCGGGGAUCCAUUGGUGAGUCCGACUCCUGAACCAUUGCUCUGGACAAACGUCCAUGGAAGCUGGGAUUUGAGUCAUAAUCGGUUGUCUAAUUGGAACAUCAGCUUGGAAUCUCAAACAUUACAGGAAGUGAAAAUGAAUUAUAAUGAGUUAACAGAAAUCCCAUAUUUUGGAGAAUCAACCUCUAAUAUUACUCUGCUCUCACUAGUCCAUAAUAUAAUCCCAGAAAUAAAUGCAGAAGUGUUCCAGUUUUACCCUGCUCUUGAGAAUUUAGAUCUCAGCUCAAAUAUAAUAUCAGAAAUCAAGACAUCUUCAUUUCCUCGAAUGCAGCUUAAAUAUCUAAAUUUGAGUAAUAAUAGGAUAACCAUCUUGGAGGCUGGUUGCUUCGAUAACUUGUCAAGUUCCUUACUAGUGGUGAAGUUAAACAGGAACAGAAUUAGCAUGAUUCCACCCAAGAUCUUCAAGCUACCUCACCUCCAGUUCUUGGAACUUAAAAGAAACAGGAUUAAAGUUGUGGAAGGGCUAACGUUCCAAGGGCUUGACUCUUUGAGAUCUUUGAAAAUGCAGCGGAAUGGAAUUAGCAAACUUAAGGACGGAGCGUUUUUUGGCUUGGAUAACAUGGAAGAAUUGGAACUGGAGCAUAAUAACCUUACGGAAGUGAACAAGGGGUGGUUGUAUGGCUUGCGAAUGUUACAGCAGCUCUAUGUAAGCCAGAAUGCUGUUGAAAGAAUCAGCCCUGAUGCAUGGGAGUUCUGCCAAAGACUGUCUGAACUUGACUUGUCCUAUAACCAGUUGACUCGCCUGGAUGAAUCUGCCUUUGUGGGGCUGAGCUUACUGGAGAGAUUGAAUUUAGGGGACAACAGAGUCACUCACAUUGCUGAUGGCGUAUUUAGGUUUCUUUCCAAUCUUCAGACACUAAACUUAAGAAACAAUGAAAUUUCAUGGGCCAUAGAAGAUGCUAGCGAAGCCUUUUCUGGACUCACAAGUCUCACUAAAUUAAUCUUACAAGGAAAUCAGAUUAAAUCAAUUACAAAGAAAGCAUUCAUUGGUCUUGAAUCCCUUGAGCAUCUAGAUUUAAACAACAAUGCUAUAACGUCUAUCCAAGAAAAUGCUUUUUCUCAGACUCGCUUGAAAGAACUGAUUCUGAACACAAGCAGUUUGCUCUGUGACUGCCAUUUGAAGUGGUUGCUUCAAUGGCUGGUUGAUAAUAACUUUCAACAUUCUGUGAAUGUAAGCUGUGCACACCCUGAAUGGCUAGCAGGGCAGAGCAUCCUGAAUGUGGAUCUGAAAGAUUUUGUCUGUGAUGAUUUUCUCAAGCCACAAAUAAGAACUCAUCCUGAAACCACAGUUGCUCUAAGGGGCAUGAACGUGACUCUGACAUGCACUGCAGUGAGCAGCAGUGAUUCAGCCAUGUCUGCUGUGUGGCGCAAAGAUAGUGAAAUCUUGUAUGAUGCUGAUAUUGAGAACUUUGUACGUUAUCAACAGCAAGCUGGAGAAGCUCUGGAAUAUACUAGUGUCUUACAUCUUUUCAAUGUGAAUUUCACAGAUGAAGGAAAAUAUCAGUGCAUCGUUACUAAUCACUUUGGUUCUAACUAUUCUCAGAAAGCCAAACUGACUGUGAAUGAGAUGCCAUCUUUUCUGAAAACGCCAAUGGAUCUAACUAUUCGCACUGGAGCCAUGGCCAGAUUAGAAUGUGCUGCCGAGGGCCACCCUGCGCCUCAGAUCUCCUGGCAGAAAGAUGGUGGUACUGACUUUCCUGCAGCUCGGGAAAGACGCAUGCAUGUCAUGCCUGAGGAUGAUGUCUUCUUCAUUGCAAACGUGAAAAUAGAAGACAUGGGCAUCUAUAGCUGCAUGGCACAGAAUAUAGCAGGGGGUCUCUCAGCAAAUGCCUCGCUAACAGUGUUAGAGACACCUUCAUUUAUUAGACCUCUGGAGGACAAGACAGUGACCCGAGGUGAGACUGCGGUCUUACAGUGCAUAGCUGGAGGGAGUCCUGCCCCUCGCCUCAACUGGACCAAAGAUGACGGACCACUGCUGGUGACAGAACGGCACUUCUUUGCUGCAGCCAACCAGCUCCUCAUCAUUGUCGAUGCUGGGCUAGAAGACGCUGGGAAAUAUACCUGCAUUAUGUCCAACACCCUUGGGACAGAACGUGGUCACAUUUACCUAAAUGUCAUUUCAUCCUCCAAUUGUGACUCUUCCCAGGGUAGCAUUGGGCAUGAAGAUGAUGGCUGGACCACAGUUGGCAUUGUCAUCAUUGUUGUGGUCUGCUGUGUUGUGGGCACCUCUUUGAUCUGGGUCAUUGUUAUUUACCACAUGAGGAGGAAAAAUGAAGACUAUAGUAUCACAAACACAGAGGAGCUCAAUCUGCCUGCAGACAUUCCCAGCUACUUGUCUUCCCAGGGAACACUGUCUGAGCCACAGGAAGGCUACAGCAACUCGGAGGCAGGCAGUCACCAGCAGCUUAUGCCUCCUGCCAAUGGAUAUUUACACAAAGGCGCUGAUGGUGGCACCGGUACCCGGGUUAUCUGCUCAGAUUGUUAUGACAAUGCUAACAUCUACUCCCGGACCCGAGAAUACUGUCCGUACACCUACGUUGCUGAAGAGGAUGUUCUAGAGCAGACGCUCUCCAGCCUCAUGGUCCAGAUGCCCAAAGAGACAUAUUUGGCACAUCCUCCCCAAGAGGCCACUACCCUGGAGAGCCUGGUAUCAUCAGCAGACAGAGGGAUGUCUGCCUUUCCCAGCAACCAUGAGAGGAUAAAUGAGAAGAAACUUCCCUCCACACAGAUGAGCAGUGAAACCUUGCAGCGGCCUCUGUGGAACAUAAGCAAAGAUCUAGGUAUGCCUCGUGCUCCAUUCUCCCAGCAGCCAGCCCUUGAGUCACCACAACUCCAUCAGAACGAGGGUCUGGCAGAGACUGAUCCAGACUGUUCCGCGUCCCCCAUGCCCUCCCGCAGGUUACUCGACCAUGCUUUCGAUUUUAGUAGGACUCGGAACAUUCAAGAUGGCAGUGAGGGCACAUGAAACUCACUCCAGGAUGAAAUCUGGGCAAAGACUCAAAGUAGUUAAUUUUGUAUUUACUACCUCAGCAUUCAGAAGAAACCCCAAAGUCGGCGUUUGCUUUACUCUGUCUACAGGUACAUCAGACCACGCCAGGGUGGGCCAGGCAUUUGUUUGGGCUUCUGCUUGAUGAAGAAAGGGUACUGGCUGUCAGAAAUGGCACAUCUAAUACAAAAUGUGCAAGACGGCAGAGGAAGAUAGAGGAAAGACGUGCCCUCUGAUGGCUCUACUGGGCUGUGCCCAGGUGCCCAUUGCCUGUUAGGAAGGGUCUCUCUCCUCGCAGCUUAGCAUCCUGGAUUGUCCCAAUCCCCAGAGUGAUCCUGAGCAAACAUCGCUGUUCUGUUUGGCCUUCCAGGGAACAGGAAUAAUUUUGGAGUCCUCUGGGAAGUGUGCCUGGGAUUCUGCAGUGUUUUUAAGCAUAUAGUUGAGAGUGGGGCUUUGAUAUUCAAGGUCUUCAAGAGGAAUCUCAGACCUGACCAACUAUUACCAGGUCAAGGGUUUUAUAUUCUUGUGACUCUCCCCCCCACCCCACCCUUUUUUUUUUUUUAAUGUCCCUGUUGCCCAGGGAUCUCUUUGUAAAUAUAUGUGUAUUUAUAAAUAAUUUUUGUAUUCAUUGAUCAUAAUAUGUUGGCUGCAAUGUAAAUAUUUUUGAUAUGCCAAAAUUAUAUAUACUAUCCAGUUAAAAUAUUGACAGCAGCUUCUCAGACCACAGAUUUUGUACAACUUGGUUUAGUGACUCUAAAGACUUUGUUUAAAGUUUUAAAUACAUAUUUGUUAAGAAGUAUAUGUACAGAGGCAGGAUACCUAGUGAUUGAGUACACGCAAACACAGUCUUGGUGUAAUUAACCACUUUCUUCAUUAGAUUCAUGUAUCUAUAAUCAUUUGUCAUCUGUUUACAAGUGCCAGGUAGUAUAAUCUUUCAAGCAUAAAAAGGCUCUUUCAACAAAUUGCAGUCUUUUCAUUGCCAUGUGCACACAGAUAAAGGGAAAACUUGUUUUGGGAAUAUGUCUCAGCAAAGUACUUAGUUAAAGAGGAAACCAAAGACUGCCUUUUCCUCUGUGUGUGUGCGUGUGCGUGUGUGUGUGUGUGUCUGUGUGUCUGUGUAUUUUUUUUUUUUUUUUUUUUUGGUCUUUUGGCCAUUUCUUGGGCCGCUCCCACAGCAUAUGGAGGUUCCCAGACUAGGGGUCAAAUCAGAGCUGUAGCCACCAGCCUACGCCAGAGUCACAGCAACUUGGGAUCCGAGCCGCAUCUGCAACCUACACCGCAGCCCACGGCAACGCCGGAUCCUUAACCCACUGAGCAAGGCCAGGGAUCGAACCCGCAACCUCACGGUUCCCAAUCGGAUUCGUUACCCACUGAGCCACGACGGGAUCUCCUCUUUUUUAAAAAAAUAAUAUCUCCUCUACUAAUGCACAGUCUUAAGAAGGAAGACUGCUUUUGAGAGUAUAAGAACGUGCAGAAAUUCUUAUACCAUAAAGCUUUAGAAUGGUCCUUGUUUUGUAUUAGUGAUUAUUUAAGCCAAAAAGUUUUCUUGAAUUUCUGAUAGCAGAAAGCUUUAUGUAGACAAAAGACUUAGUACGCUAAUAGAAUGUAAUGGACUACAGCUCUUCUUUUUUUUCUGCUUUCAGAAAGGCUGCAGAUCCUGUCUUGUAAAUUUAGUGAGGACUAGUUAUGUAUUAGAUGACUUCAGUCACUUAAAUGAAAAUACCUAUUUCUGAGUCAUUGUGCAUUUCAAGGGUUUUAAACUCAUGUAAUUUCUCAGCUCUUUGCCAGAAGUUUAGCUGAAUUUCAUACUAGUUUUUAAUCCUAAAUUUUUCUCCCAUAGGCAGCAGCACUUUUCCAGCUGUUUGAUACCUCCAUGCCUUUCUCUUUUUCCUUGUUAAAUUCUCAGCCUCUGUCCAUUUUUACUGUGCACUUCUCAAACAUCACUAUUUCCUUCUCCCUUCAAUUUGUGAUCCUUCCUAUUUACUAGGUUGUAGUAUAACUUGUACCAGGCUGACUUAGAAAUCAAGCAGCCUGAUUUAGUUGCUGGCUCUGCUGCCUACUAGGUGUGUAAUCAAGGGCAAGUCCCUUUACUUCUCAGCCUGACUUUCUCAUUUAUGAAAUGAGGGUGUUUUAGUAGAUGUGCUAAAGCUCUUUCCAGCUAUAACAUUCUCUGAAUCUGUGAUCCCUCCAGGAAUCAAGGAGGAUUAUCCACUGUAAUAAAAAGCUGCUUUCAUGAAAUAUUUGUUCAAGUAGAACAGGAAUGAUGCUGCUUACUCUGACUUGAGCCAGAUUUAUUUCCUCUAUAGCAGGCGUAAUGCUGUAAGAAAUACUCAUGAGGAGAAAUAUUCAGCUUCUGAUACAGUAUCGACUGAGAACCGCCCUUUGCUUUCUAGAGUAGGUCUGAAUACUGGUGUUACAGCAUCAGGUGAGAGGUGUACCACAACGAAUAUGAACUAGUUUGUGACUCACUUACUUCUCUAAUGUAUUCGAGGUUAUCCUUGUAGUUCUCUUACUCAUGUUCUGGAGGACUUCAGUGAAAAAGAGUUAGAGCUAGCCUGCAGGUGAGCAUCAGCUGUCCCCUGGGAGAAGAUAGAAAACAAGCUGCAAACCAGUGCUCCAGAAAAGUGCUGGGAGUUCCUGCUGUGGCCCAGUGGUAGCAAACUGGAUUGGGAUCCCUGAGGACUCGGGUUCGAUCCCUGGCCUUGCUGAGUGGGUCAGGGAUCCAGUGUCAUCACCAGCUGUGGUGUAGGUCUCAGACGAGGCUCAGAUCCUGCUUUGCUAUGGCUGUAGCAUAGGCUGGCAGCUACAGCUCUGAUUUGACCCCUAGCCUGGGAACUUCCAUGUAUGCCUCGGGUGUGGCCCUAAAAAGACCAAAAAAAAAAAAAAAAGAGUGCUGCCUCUGCUUUUAGCAAUGGUCCUUCUGCUGCCAGUGGUGUCUUUCUGGCCUCCUGGUCUCCUGAAUGGCCAGGUUCUCUAUUACGUCAACUCAGAUAGUUAAGGUGUCCUCCCAGAUAUUGCUAGCUUGCUAAGUAACUAAAAAAUGUCAGGAAUUUAUUUAAGUGUGGGUAGCCUACCCCAGUUUUAAGACAUAAUAAAUGUAGUAAGUUCUCAUCCUAGGAGAUGGAAUUCCUGAAAAUUUUCAUUAUUGCCUAUGUUUUUGACCAAGCAGGUGCUCUGCUAUAGACAGAAUUGUGGCUCGUCAGUGUUUUUUCCCAGCAGUGUAGUGUCGGCCUGCCUCCAAUUUAAUCAGAAAUGUUGCGAAAGCAAAGGCGAACUAAAUGCGGAGAGAAGUAAUCUCUGCCCCCCACCCAGUUACCACUUCUUAUCAUUAGGGACACAUUAAUUCUCUUGAUUUGUGUGUGCCCCUUCUUAGACCGAUUCUGGAAGUCUGCCUGGAAGAAGUGACAUUUUCCUUGUACUCUAAGCCCUGCUGCCACCAAGUCUAUGCCUAACCCAUUGGCUUUCUGUCCCUCAGCAGCCUCAAGGUGCUUUCCCUAGUGUGCAAGUUACUCUGUAGAACAGGAAAUAUCAGAAACCCAGCAGACGUGCCACUCCCUCUAAAGUACCAUCUUAGAAUGCUUUAAAUGUGUAUGAACAGUUGCCUUCACAUUGUCCAUUGGGAGGUUGGAAAAGAACAAACUGUCAAGCAACUUAGACUCUACUAUUCAUUUUCCCAAGAAAAGGGGGAGAUGAUUAAAGUCUUGAGUUACCUAAAGGGUUGUCAUGUGAAACAAGGCUUAGCUUUGCUCUUUUUAUGCCAGAGGACAAGGGUCAUAUCAGUGGGGCGGAAGUUACAGGAAGGUGCAGUGUACACUUGUCAAUAAUUUCAUGUAAGCCAACACUGACAAUUAUGUUUAUCUUACAAUUGGGGUCUCCAGCCUUUCACGUGAAAAGUGUACACAGGAGGUACCUUAUCAUCUGUUAAUAGUGUUGAAGAAGUUUCUGCAUUGAGGUGGCCUAUGGUCAAGAUGACUUUCAGGUCUCAUUCCGUUUUAUCAUUGGGAAACUCCAGGAGCAACCUGACAGUCUUAAAACUUGGUCCUUCAGAGUCAUUUAUAUACAGUAAGUGUAGAGCACUUAAAAAGUGAUUUUAAGCUAAAAGAUUGUUCUUUGGUUGACAGAAGGAGCCUGUUCUAUGUUAAUGGCUGAAAACAUGCAACUCUGGGCUUAUACUUCUGAGAAAAUCUCUAACUAGUCACUAACCCAAAUGGCGUUACCAUAAUAAAAAAUAUUUUAAGCCUGUGAUGUAUUUUAAGCCUACCUUGUACUCUUUAAUUUUUAUUCCUGUUUCUUUUUAUCUGUGGGACUCCAUUUGGAAUGGGGUCAGAAUUGUGAUAUUCAGUUUUAUACCCAGUAUUUUACUCAAGUGUGUUAAUGGCCUUUUCUAAUCAUUUUAAUACCCACAGAAAUGCCAAAAGGGUAAUGGAGCAACAGAGGUAACUUUGCUGUCAUUUUGUGCUACGUCCUCCAUUUCUGAUUUUGCUUCUAGAGGCAGAUUAGAGAGGUGAUUGUCAAACAGUCGGUCCUUAGAAAAUUGAUCUAAGAUUUUUUGGCUAUCUCUAGGUGAUGUUUCAUUUUUGUGUCACGUGGUCUCUUUCCUGGUUCAGUUUGGCAGAUGUUUUCCCCUUUCUUCUUCGAACUUAAAACUUUGUUUUGAGUUCAGUCUAAGCCAGUAUCAGUUAGCCUUAAUUUUACUUCUUUCUCCUUCCUUUCUUCCCUUCCUUCCUUUCUAUAGCUGCCUAGUUUGUUGACAAAAAGAACAUGUUCUGAAUUAAGAGAGCUGUUGUAAGCUUCUCCUAAGAGAACACCUUCAAACCUGGAAGUUUGGUUGAUAGGGGUGUGUGUGUGUGUGUGGAGGUGUGUGUGUGUGUGCGCGCGUGCGCGCGCACCUGCACUUGGGAAGAGUAAUAUUUGGACCUGCUCCCUCAGGUUCUGUGUUGAGUGUUUCUUAGCAAUCCUGAUCAUCUUUACCAACAGGUGGGGUGAAGGUGAAAAAACAGCUUGAUUUGAGCCUGUUUUCAAAAGUAAGGAGUAAGUGAUCUUUUGUCAGCUGUAACUAUCUUCAGAGAGAAACUGAUCAUCAGGUGGUCAAGUGCUCUUGGAAUAUCUCUUGGCCACUUAAAGUGGCCUCUUGAUCCGCAGAGAGACUCCUCCACCCUCCACUUUCCCCUGGUUCUCCUUUUUUACCCCUAUCAGAGGAUAUCAGUAUGAGCAGCCUUGGUACUAGGUGUACCUGAAGAGAGUUCUAAGCCAAGUUGUUGUUCAGUGUGGCCCUUUCCCAGUGUCUAUUUAUAUUUUCUCACACAUGAGAAUGUAUGUUUUAUAAAGCAUGUGUUUGUCUACUUGUUUAGUGUUAAUAUGUCUUCAAUAAAGCUAAAAAUACAUAUGA
Messenger RNA from Sus scrofa (pig), 9214 nucleotides. RefSeq names its product leucine rich repeats and immunoglobulin like domains 2 (gene LRIG2). Gene Ontology annotation, cellular component: plasma membrane. The record is from RefSeq and is a predicted model, not a curated record. Gene Ontology annotation, molecular function: protein binding. NCBI's taxonomy places the organism in Eukaryota, Metazoa, Chordata, Mammalia, Artiodactyla, Suidae.